CUUUUUUUUUUUUUUUUAAUCUUCUCCCUAGCGCAAGUCACAACGAUCCUCGCCGUCCGAAACCGUACCUGCACAAGACACGCUGCGGCAAGCGUUGUGAUACCCUGACAGAAACGUCAAUAGCCGAGGCACCAUGGCGGCCUCGGCGUUCUUGGAGGAGUUGAAGGCCGUUGCAGAGGGCAUCGCGCUAGACCCGGCAUAUCAUGACGUCCUAUCGCUGGUGAAGACGGUGCGCAAUGGCGCAGUCUACGGAACCAAAGUGCGGUUUCCGCACGCGCUGGUGAUGAUCUUUCUCUUCCGAUCCGGAACAUUCAAAGAAAAGGCUUCGUUGGUGUUUAGAGCUACGAAGAAGCAUGCCACAAACUUGGCCAAAUUUGCGUCCAUAUACAAGAUUACAAUGCUGGCGCUGAAGCGCUACGGGUCUACGCCUGGCAAAGAGGGCCCCCUCGAUUCCUUCUUCGCGGGCCUCCUGGGCGGCUACCUCGUCUUCGGCCAGCGCUCCAAGCGCUACGGCAAAAUCUCCUCCGUCAGCCAGCAGAUCGUCAUCUACAUCUUCGCACGCGUUGCUCUCGCCCUGGCGCGCCUCGCGGUCAAGCCGGGCCACGGCCUGCCCAUCGUUUCGUCCGAGCCGCUGCAUUCGCAAAUCAGCCACUACGCAUGGCCGGUGUUCGCCUCGGUGUCGUGGGGCUUGGUCAUGCUGCUGUUCAAGCACCACCCCGAGGAUCUCCAGUCGAGCUUGAGGAGCAGCAUGACGUACAUUUACAAGGACUGCGACGAGUGGGAUUCGCUGAGGACUUUACUCUGGCAUAACAAAUAGAGCGAAGGAAGGAAAGGGCCUUGUUACACGGUUAGUUGGAUAACAACUUGGUGUCCGAUAGAUGGAUGCCUUUUUCUUUUUAGAACGCGCUUUUUUGGAUGGGCACAUAGUCGGCGUUUAUGUGUUGCUGCAUUUACUUUGGCCACAUCACUGGUUUGCAGGUGUAGUUUACUGGAGGGUGUUUUUGCUGUCUGGGCUUUUACUGGAAGAUAUAUAGCGGUGAACAAAUGUACUGCAUGAACAAGAAAAAUAGCAAGCAAG
This is a messenger RNA of Trichoderma asperellum CBS 433.97, 1078 nucleotides long. RefSeq lists its product as uncharacterized. Lineage: Eukaryota; Fungi; Ascomycota; Sordariomycetes; Hypocreales; Hypocreaceae. Gene Ontology annotation, cellular component: peroxisomal membrane. The record is from RefSeq and is a predicted model, not a curated record.